Saccoglossus kowalevskii is the source of this 481-nucleotide messenger RNA. RefSeq lists its product as uncharacterized. The record is from RefSeq and is a predicted model, not a curated record. NCBI's taxonomy places the organism in Eukaryota, Metazoa, Hemichordata, Enteropneusta, Harrimaniidae.
GAUGAGUAGGAAGAAGAAAAAGAAAUUAGCUCUGGUUAAUAUGCAGAGUGAACACAAGUCUCUACCGAUUGCGAGUAAGCCAACUGCACAUCAGGAUAGGCCACCACGAUUUCUAAGGAAGCCAAAAGCAGAGGCACCCAAUCCUCCUCAGAGUGGAUGCUUUGCUAAAUUGCUUGAAAAGCUGAAAGUCAAGUUUCCAUCAGCUACGGCUGAGGAACUAAGCCCAUACAUUAAAAAAGUGCGACAGUCACAUGGCGGCUCUAUGUGCGGUUUACACAUGGCUACAAUCAUACAGGAAGUGACCCAUCUAAUGAGCAGUGCUGAGGUACGCAGAAGAAGCAGGAUGCCUGGCAGUGGUAUCACAAACCAGAUUAAACCGAACAAUGUGGAAUACAGAGAGGAAGAAUGUCCUAUAUGUAUUGGUAGUUUACGCGAACAGAAGACCAGGACUUUAGACUGUGGACACGUAUUUCAUGACCAG